Messenger RNA from Caenorhabditis angaria, 1064 nucleotides. The record is from the annotation of a GenBank genome assembly. Lineage: Eukaryota; Metazoa; Nematoda; Chromadorea; Rhabditida; Rhabditidae.
AUGAUCGAAUUCACCGCGAUUUUCUCCUAUGCUCAUACAAUAAUUGCGUUUUUCGGAAUGUCUUUUAAUUUGUUCCUAAUUUAUUUGGCAAUUUUCCAAACUCCAAAAGUUAUUAAAUCGUAUUCAACUUUGAUUGUCAAUUUUGCAACAACCGACUUUUUUGCGUGCUUUUUUGAUUUUUUUGUUCAACAAAGAAUUAUUCCCGCCGGUAAGACUUUGGGAUAUAUUUCAAAUGGAGUUUGCAAAUUUAUUUCACCAGAAGCUUGCUAUGUUGGGUAAGUUAUAACAACUUGUUCGCAAGACCCCCGAUGUUUUUCAGAUACAGUUUGAUGCUUCAUUUUCUCUCGCAUUCUCUUUGGUCCCUUCUUCUCUCAUUUUCAUAUCGAUAUUAUAUUUUAUUUCAUCCAUCUCCACAAAGAAUCACAAUUGUUUUGAUACUUUUUCUAGUUUAUUCCCCGUCUCUUCUUCAAUGGAUCUCAUUUCUUUGGGCUCAAGAUGAACCUGCUGAAAUUGUAGAAAUUCUUCAUGCGAAGUUCCCUAAUUAUACUUUGGAAGGACAAGUUGUAACUGGGACCAAAAACAUCUUCUGUUUCAGUGCGUUGUAUACUAUUUUACAUAUGACAUUACCAAUUACUCCAGUUUAUAUCUGUAUUCUGAUUUUGAGAAAUCGAAUUAUUGCUAGAUUAUCUUUCCAAGGAGUGAAUAUGACAAAAAACACGAAGAAUCUACAUACACAAUUGCUCAUGGUAAAUAACAAUAUGCAAAAUUAGGUGAAAUUGAGUUUUUGAAACUUUCAGGCUCUAACAUAUCAAGCGAUAAUCCCAGGUUUCUAUUUGUUCAGUGUUGGUUCUUAUGCUCUCGGUCAAUUUGGAAUCUACAAUCAUCCAGCUCUUGAAUAUUUCACAUUUUCUUCAUUUCUUUUCAUUCCAUUUUUAUCUCCACUUGCUUCUUUUAUUUUUGUAACCCCUUACCGUAAUUUCAUUCUUCGCAAAGUUCAUAAGAAUUCGAUCAUGGAUUUUUCUUCCACGCCACAAAACCCAACUAGUCUCGCCUACAUUGGAUAA